CUUAGACUCAGGAGCUGCACUAACCACCCAAAAGCUGGGAUUUUAUGAGCUGUGAGACAGCAGGAAAAACAGAACAUUAUCAAUGAUGGCAGAUCAUGGAAACCCUUGCAGUGCAGAGGAUGCCACCUACUGCAUGAAUGGAGGGACAUGCUAUAAAAUAUCUUCCAUGGACACACUUUCUUGUGUGUGCAACCCAAACUACAAAGGCAGCAGAUGUGAACAGUUCCAGCUCGGAGUCACACAGCCCAUUUCAAAUGAGGCUGGUUUAAUUGCAGCUGUGAUCGUCAUUACUCUCCUUAUCUUGAUGGUGCUGGGACUUAUUGUCUACUACAUACGCAAGAUGCUAAAAGCGAAGGAACAGAGACAACAGAACCACAACCAAGAAUACUGGAAGGUACAAUCAAGAGCAUGAUCCUUCCUUCUGAUUUGAUUUGGUGGUGCAUUUGAUGGUUUCAGGAACGAAUUGUGAGAAGUGUCAUUUAUCUUGUCAUGCUAUCUGAAGUUUUGAAAAUGAUUUUGAAAAAAGUCAAAAAAAAGAAAAAAAUGAGAGAGAGAGAGAGAGAGAGAGAGAGAGAGAGUGAAAAACUGCUGCAUUGACCUUAAAGGGCAUAUUGACGAGUAUCACACCACCAUCGCUCUGAUGUUAAAUCACAUUUCACCUUGUCAAAAUAUAUUAAAGUGCAGUUUAAGUGUGACUUUUUAAAAUUUGUGGCAAUUGUGGGAUUAUAAACUAAGUUGCUGUAUGUGAUUAGAAAAUAUUUUGCAUUUGUAAAUAUAUUCCAUCAUUUUUUUAAAUGA
Messenger RNA from Oreochromis aureus, 798 nucleotides. RefSeq names its product pro-neuregulin-4, membrane-bound isoform. The coding region runs from base 83 to 412 and encodes 109 amino acids. The record is from RefSeq and is a predicted model, not a curated record. The transcript has 5 exons. Gene Ontology annotation, biological process: positive regulation of mitotic nuclear division; positive regulation of cell population proliferation; epidermal growth factor receptor signaling pathway. NCBI's taxonomy places the organism in Eukaryota, Metazoa, Chordata, Actinopteri, Cichliformes, Cichlidae.